AUGGCGUCCUUCUGGAACUCAAUAACAGGGAACAAGCCCGACUCCAAAUCUUCCUCGCAAGCUCCUUCGCAGCAACAAACCUCGGCGCCGGCCUCGACCCAGAACCCAUUAUUCGACUCAUCACAACCCCAAGGCGUCGAUGCAUUUCUCGGCAGCUCCGCCUUCACUGACCCGUCAGCGCUGCACCCGCUAGCUGGCCUUAACAAGGAUGCGCUGGAGUACAUCACCCUCGAGGACUCAACUCUGUCCGACCUGCCCGGCUCGCAAUCCGUCAUACCCUCUCGAGGCUGGUCUGACGACCUCUGUUACGGCACCGGAAUCACGUAUUUGGCCGCGCUCACCGUCGGUGGUGCCUGGGGUGCGCAGGAGGGCCUGCGUAGGUCGGUCGGCCAGCCGCCCAAGCUGCGUCUCAACUCAGUCCUGAACGCCGUCACCAGGCGAGGACCUUUCCUCGGAAACUCGGGUGGUGUUGUUGCUAUCAUUUACAACUUGACCAACUCGUACAUUGGCUACCUCCGAGGCAAGCACGAUGCUGCCAAUUCGAUCAUCGCCGGCACGCUGAGCGGCAUGCUGUUCAAGAGCACCAGGGGACUGCGGCCGAUGAUGGUUUCCGGCGCUAUCGUCGGUUCCGUUGCGGGAGUGUGGGCCCUGGCACGGAAGACCUUCGAGAAGGGGUCUGAGGAGCAAGUUGCACACUAA
Pyricularia pennisetigena is the source of this 699-nucleotide messenger RNA. RefSeq lists its product as uncharacterized. The coding region runs from base 1 to 699 and encodes 232 amino acids. NCBI's taxonomy places the organism in Eukaryota, Fungi, Ascomycota, Sordariomycetes, Magnaporthales, Pyriculariaceae. Gene Ontology annotation, cellular component: mitochondrial inner membrane; TIM23 mitochondrial import inner membrane translocase complex. The record is from RefSeq and is a predicted model, not a curated record. Gene Ontology annotation, biological process: protein import into mitochondrial matrix. Gene Ontology annotation, molecular function: transmembrane protein transporter activity. The transcript is spliced from 2 exons.